AAUGGCACAUCGAAAGAGGAAGAGGAGACGGGAGAGGUGAUUAACGCCAGAGAGAGACCAGACUCUCACUCUGACAGCGGGAAGAGUCCUUCAGGGGAACCAGACCCAGAGAUGCCCAAACCAGCAAGACAACAUCACUGUUCCCAUUGUGGAAAGAGUUUUACCUGGUUAGGGUACCUAAAACAGCAUGAGAGAACACACACAGGAGAAAAGCCUUUCCAAUGUUCCCAGUGUGAAAAGAGUUUUACCGUGUUAGUCAACCUGAAAAGGCAUGAGAAACUACACUCUGGAGAAAAGCCAUUCCAAUGUUCCCAGUGUGGAAAAAGUUUUACCCGGUUAGGACACUUAAAAGAGCAUGAGAGGACACACACAGGAGAAAAGCCGUACCACUGCUCUCAAUGUGAAAAGAGAUUUUCACGAUCAGGGGAUCUAAAAAGUCACGAGAGGACACACACAGGAGAAAAGCCUUACCAAUGUUCUCAGUGUGAGAAGAGUUUCACCCAGGUAGGGAAUCUGAAAAUACAUAAUAGAAUACACUCCGGAGAGAAGCCUUACCAUUGCUCCCAUUGUGGAAAGCGUUUUACCUGGUUAGGGAGUCUGAAUUCGCAUGAGUGGACACACAGAGGAGAGAUGCCUUACCACUGCUCCCAAUGUGAAAAGCGUUUUAGCCAGUUGGAGCACCUGAAAUCACAUGAAAGAACACAUUCAGGAGAGAAGCCUUUCCACUGCUCUCAUUGUGGAAAAACAUUUUCCCAGUCAGAGGACCUGAAAUCCCAUGAGAGAAUAGAGAGGCUGUGUUCUGACUUAUGCUUUUGACUGGAAAUGUGUGUGUUUUGAAAUCAUAUUGUUUACCUGAAACCUGACUGACAUAUUGUUUAUAUGAAACCAAAAUAGGCCUCCUCUUGUUUUUUUCAUCCCGAGACAUGAUCGAUGAAAAAUAUCUCUUAAGUCUGGGUAGGCUGGGUGGGAGGUAACCCAAUGGGUAUGUCUGGGUAGCCUUUUGACCUUUUAUUAAAACAGGUUUGUCUUCAUUGGUGGAUAGAUGAUUGUAGAUGCAAGGAUGGUUUUCCUAGGUUAUCGAAAGGAAACUAAAACAGUCAAACAAGGCAUAUCUACAUGGGCAUUACAUUACAUGAAAUACACUUCAACAAAGUUCCAAAUUUAUAUAUAUAUAUAUAUAUACACAAUAUGAAUCAACACUUGGUAAGGUUUCUAGCAGUAAACGGGCUUUGAAUAUUAUGUAGACCUCGUAAUCAGAGGUGAUUAAAAACAAUACUAAAGAGUUACACUACAUGACCAAAGUAU
Messenger RNA from Oncorhynchus masou masou (cherry salmon), 1305 nucleotides. Its product is annotated as zinc finger protein 239-like. Gene Ontology annotation, molecular function: RNA polymerase II cis-regulatory region sequence-specific DNA binding; DNA-binding transcription factor activity. The coding region runs from base 112 to 816 and encodes 234 amino acids. The record is from RefSeq and is a predicted model, not a curated record. NCBI's taxonomy places the organism in Eukaryota, Metazoa, Chordata, Actinopteri, Salmoniformes, Salmonidae. Gene Ontology annotation, biological process: regulation of transcription by RNA polymerase II. The transcript is spliced from 2 exons.